AUGAUUCAAUCAAACACUGUUAAGCUUUUAAGUGGAUAGAUGAUGCCUGUCUUUGGCCUUGGUACUUAUGAAUCCAAAAAUAAGGAUAUUAUGACUACUCUCAUUAGAACUGCUUUAGAUGAUGGAUACAGACUUAUUGAUACAUCAAAAAUUUACUAAAAUGAAAAAAUGAUAGGUGAAGCUCUCUAAGAAAUUUUUAGCGAAGGCAAGUACAAAAGAUCUGAUAUUUUUAUUGUCACAAAGAUUCUUCCUUUCAAACAACAAAACACUGAAGAAGCUGUGAAAGGAUGUCUGCAAGAUCUUUAAGUUGAGUACGUAGAUUUAUUGCUUUUGCAUUGGACUUUUGCUCCUCCUGGAGAAAAUUUCUAGAUCAAUCACAAACCUGUCCAUGUUCAGUGGUAAGAAUUAGAGGCAGUUUAUAAUAAAGGAUUGGUCAAAUCUUUGGGUGUAUCUAACUUUAACACUUAAAGUUUGAUUGAUUUAUUAUCAUAUGCAAAUGUUAAACCAGUCGUUAACUAAAUAGAAUUGCAUGUUUUUAACUAAUAAAAAAGAUUAGUUGAAUUUUGCCAAAAAUUACAAAUGUAAGUUAUGGCUUACAGUCCUAUGGCAAAAUAUGAUAGCAUAAUCAAUAAUGAAACUAUCAAAAAAGUGGCUGAGAAACACAAAGUUCCUAUUGCUUAGGUUUUGCUUUAAUUCUUGCUAUCAAGAGGCAUAAUCGUCAUUCCAAAGACUGAAAAGCCAUCAAGACUUAAAGAAAACUUCCAAUCACUUCAGUUGAAAUUAGAUCAAAGCGAUAUUGAAUAACUUCAAAAGUUAGAUUCUAAAACACGUGUAGUAGAUGUCUAGCAUUAUGAGUAUUUCUUCAAAGGAAUUCCAUAUUUUGAUUGA
Molecule: messenger RNA, 888 nt
Organism: Tetrahymena thermophila SB210
Lineage: Eukaryota; Ciliophora; Oligohymenophorea; Hymenostomatida; Tetrahymenidae
Product: aldo/keto reductase family oxidoreductase
Exons: 1
Molecular function (GO): oxidoreductase activity
Source: RefSeq, a predicted model, not a curated record